Messenger RNA from Pelobates fuscus (common spadefoot toad), 1291 nucleotides. RefSeq names its product mitochondrial ribosomal protein S9 (gene MRPS9). Gene Ontology annotation, molecular function: structural constituent of ribosome; RNA binding. The transcript has 12 exons. NCBI's taxonomy places the organism in Eukaryota, Metazoa, Chordata, Amphibia, Anura, Pelobatidae. Gene Ontology annotation, cellular component: ribosome; mitochondrial small ribosomal subunit. Gene Ontology annotation, biological process: translation. Bases 53 to 1207 code for a protein of 384 amino acids. The record is from RefSeq and is a predicted model, not a curated record.
CCUUCCCCGUGUCGGUUUUCAGUUCCGGGUUGUCACCCUUUCACCGCUAAGCAUGGCCUCUGUGUGCCGGAGCCCGGGGUUUAAUGUCCUAUUGCGGGCGGUGGGAACAUGCUCAUGGAAACCAGUAAUGGCAGCUGCAGUCUGCGGCGAGGUUUCCCGUCUAAUACAUACUAGUACCACAGUACAGAGAAGAAAUAUUGCAGCCCAAGGACAGGAAAAGUACACAGAAGCUUUUAUUAAAAAGCAGAUUGAAGAGUUCAACAUUGGAAAAAGACAUUUAGCCAACAUGAUGGGAGAGGAUCCUGAGACGUUUACCCAAGAGGAUAUUGAUAGAGCUAUCACAUACCUCUUUCCAUCUGGCUUAUUUGAUAAGAGAGCACGUCCAACAAUGAAGCAUCCGGAGGAACUUUUCCCCAAGCGCAGAGCAAUUCAGUGGGCAGAAGAUGGACGUCCACUUCACUUUCUGUUUUAUACUGGCAAGCAAUCCUAUUACUCUUUAAUGCACGAAAUGUAUGGAAAACUUCUAUCAAUCCAACAGCAUGAAGAUCAAAUGCGGAAAAAAGGCUUAUUCUCUGAAAAUACUAAGCGGAUAGACCUGAUUGGAAGUAGAUGGAUGAUUAAAGAAGAACUGGAGGAAAAGCUAGUGGAAAAAAUGUCCGACCAAGAUUACCUGCGCUUGAUACAGAUGCUGGAACGUAUUCGGAGUCAGACCUACAGCAACACAGAAGAGGAAUAUGUGCUGUCGUUUUGUAAGAUGCUUGAAGUCCAGUCAAAAAAGCAGGUGGUUAAUCCUCUGCAGUAUGAUGAGAGUGGUGUGGCAUUCAGCACAGGGGAAGGUAGAAGAAAAACGACACAUGCCACAGUUGUGCUUCGUGACUCUGGAAAAGGACGUAUAACCAUUAAUGGCAUUGAUUACUUGGAGUAUUUCAGUGUGCUCCAAGACAGAGAACAGCUGAUGUUCCCCUUUCAGUUCCUUGACCGGCUUGGAAUGUAUGACAUGGAAUGCACAGUAACCGGUGGAGGACGGUCAUCGCAGGCUGGAGCCAUUCGCCUGGCUUCAUCUAGAGCUUUGUUAAGUUUUCUUCCUGAGAAUCAAAUUGAGUCAAUGAGACAAGCUGGGCUGCUGACAUUAGAUCCUCGUAUUAAGGAACGGAAGAAGCCUGGACAAGAAGGAGCCCGAAGGAAGUUUACAUGGAAGAAGCGUUAAGCUGACUUAUGGCGAUGCAAGGAUUGGGAAAGCCGUCAUCUGAUCUUUAACAAGCAUGUAUAACAACAUCAUGUUUGACUCAAU